Messenger RNA from Dioscorea cayenensis subsp. rotundata (Guinea yam), 967 nucleotides. RefSeq names its product probable histone chaperone ASF1A. The coding region runs from base 236 to 841 and encodes 201 amino acids. Gene Ontology annotation, molecular function: histone binding. Gene Ontology annotation, cellular component: nucleus. NCBI's taxonomy places the organism in Eukaryota, Viridiplantae, Streptophyta, Magnoliopsida, Dioscoreales, Dioscoreaceae. The transcript is spliced from 3 exons. Gene Ontology annotation, biological process: DNA replication-dependent chromatin assembly. The record is from RefSeq and is a predicted model, not a curated record.
UUGGAAAUUUUGGAAAGCCUUUUCGAGUUUUGGUUACUUCCCCCCGUUCAUCAUUUCACGUUAAACACCCUAAACACCCUGAAAUUUCAAAAAUCCCCCGCCUUCGCCGCCACCCGCCGUCGGGCCGUGUAUAAAUCCGGCGGGCACCACCGUGCUUCCUUCUCGUUCUUUAUCCGUGGCUAGGGUUAGGGUUUUGAAUGAAGGUUUCGAGAGCUAGGGCUUGCUUCCAUCGACGAUGAGCGCUGUGAACAUCACCAACGUCACCGUCUUGGAUAACCCUGCGGCUUUCCUCAAUCCCUUCCAGUUCGAGAUCUCGUACGAGUGCCUCAUCCCUCUUAAAGAUGAUUUGGAAUGGAAGUUAACGUAUGUAGGAUCUGCAGAGGAUGAAACUUAUGAUCAGCUUCUUGAGAGUGUUCUUGUUGGUCCUGUCAAUGUUGGAAACUACCGGUUUGUUUUGCAGGCAGACCCACCUGACCCUUCGAAGAUCCGUGACGAGGAUAUAAUAGGAGUGACUGUGCUACUUCUAACCUGCUCUUAUCUGGGUCAGGAAUUCAUCCGUGUUGGCUACUAUGUGAACAAUGAUUACGAUGAUGAGCAACUAAGAGAAGAGCCACCUCCAAGAGUAUUGAUUGACAGAGUUCAGAGAAACAUCUUGGCUGACAAACCCCGUGUCACAAAGUUCCCCAUCAACUUCCAUCCUGAAACCAGUGAGGGAGGAGCCCAACAACCACCUUCCCCUUCACCUGAAAACCCGAAUUCCGAUGAAUUUCAGCCAGGACAGUCUGAAAACAAUGGAUGUGAUGAGCCUCAGCCUACCUUGCCCCAAGGUCCCCAAGUCUAAGAAUGAAAGGCCCACCAUGUUUUUUUCCAGUGCUAAAACACCCUUCAGUGUUAAAAAUGGAGUUUUCAUUUCAAUGAAAGCAGACUUUGUGAGCUCUUUCUAAUUGAGUAAUUGUUGUCAUUUUAA